GCAAGAUUCUUAGAUGUCUUGCAACUUCUUGUAAAUUUCUGAGAUUGCAUUCUCACCUCACCUACUCAAUGGGAGAACCAAAUAUUUUCUUUUCUUUUUUCUCUUUUUCUUCUCUCGUGGUUGGGUAAAAACAACAAUAAUGAUUUACGUAAGUACCAAUUUCUUUGCACUUUUCAAUUCAAACAGAUGAUGAAAUUGGAAAGGAAUUUCUUGGCUUCUGGAAAUCCAUGUCAAUGCCAGAUGACGAUGCAAUGGACUUUAGCUUUGACACUGUUUCUAAAGGCAAGAAGAAGACAUUGGACUUUGAAAAAAUUUAAGUCUUCCUAACUUCCUAAAGUUAAGAGUUUAGACUAUGCAAAGUGAAGUAUGGAUGGCAAGGGUUCCGUUAUUGGUUUCGUUCUGAAUCUUUCUCUCAGUUCUCUGUUUUAAAGUGUUUUUCGUUUGACAGGUUCAAUAUUUUGCACUUAUACUGUAGAAGGGUGAUAUAAUAAAUUAAAUGUUCAUUAUUUUGAUCUUUUGCAUAUAUGUAGUGAUUGUGAUGUUUUAUAUAAAAGAGAAUUUCAUUUAAGGAACAAAUUACCUGGAUAUACAUAUGUGCUUAUGUAAUGCAAUUUUGACUUGUGAGUUUGUAAUUCCUAAUUUGACGUGUUACAAAUAAUCCUUGGUAGGGACAUGAAUUUUAAUCUGGAUGGUGAAUUCAACAAGAUAUCAUCAUUUAAGUUGGACAUGUCAGAUCUUGAUUUUACAUGCCCAGCCAAGAAGAAUUCCCAGUCUAAGGAUAAGAAAGGAGAAGUUUCUGGUUCACAAGAAGGGAAGCAAGAUGGGUUUAAUUUCAGCUUUGAUUUUAAUGAUUAUUGGCAUAGGUUGGGUAGCUUCAAUUUUGAUUCAAGCUUCAUGAAAGUAGUAACUACCUCCAACAGUAGCCCAAGAAAAAAGGGAGUAACUACAGAAGGAAGUGAUAAAGAAGGUGGUGAAAUGCUUAAAACCAAUGAUGAUGAAGGUGCUCGUGCAUCUAAUGAUAGCACAACUGUGAAAUCCCAUGCAUCAGUGAGGCUGGAAACUUCGAAGGUUGAGACUGUGGUUGGUAGCCCAGGGAAUCUAGUUUCCAAACAGGAUGGUUCUGUUUCCAAAAUUUCAUCCUCUGGGAAUCUUGACAUGCCAAUGGAGAAUCAAACUUUAGAUAUAAAUAAACAUAAAAGUACAGAGGAAAUUGAUCAACAAAGAGACUUACCUGAAAAGUCAAACUUAACAGGAUCAAAAUCUGAGCAGGUUAUCAAUAUGGCAAGUUCUCAGUCAGUAGGUGAGAGUGAUUCAGAACACCACACUAUCUCAGACCAGCAUACAAAUGCUUUUUCAUCUGGAACAAGAGUCAGUAAUGUUUCAGGAGAUAAACAAGUGGUUAACGAUAAGACAACAUAUCAGUUUAAAAAAUGUUUUCUUCUGGAACAAGAGAAAUUAAUGUUUCAGGUGACAUACAAGAGGUUAAUGAUAAGGCAACAAACGUGAAAUCUGAUAGUGUAGACUUACAAUUAGAGCAUUCCUCCCCACAUCACAUCACUAAGUCAGAUAGCAGUGUUGGAGAAGCAAUUACUCUAGGUAGCAGUACCCAAGAAGGAGUUACUAGUGACCCUCAGCCAGAAAAGAGGUAUACAAAUUGUGAAAAUAUUAAUAAAACUGAUGCCUUGAAGAAGAUUUCAUGUGACAAUGGCGACAGAGAAAACAAAAAAACAACUUCAGUGUGUCAUUUGGCUCCCGCAAGCAGUAAACCUGUAGUUGAAAAAAUGAUGCUGAUGAAAGAUAAAAAACUCCAAGAUCUGCAGUCAAAUAUGUUCAGCACACCAGAGGGCAAAAGGUCUUUAAAACAACCUUCAUCCACAAUUGGGACAAAGGGUAGUUCUCUUGGCAACGAAAAAAAUAUUGACAUCCUCCUCGGAUCCAUUACUCAAGCACGGUGUGUUAUGCUUGUGAUAACAGUUAUAGUUAUUGGCCUUUCAAUGGUGGAAUGUUCAUUUAUAUCACUCAACAGGGAGAACUUCAGGUCAAAUGACACAAAACAUGGAAGGAAACUGGUAGGUGAUUCCCUCACAGAUUCCAGCAAAUUAAUGAGGAAUGCAGGAGUUUUGCUUGGUAGUAAAGAUGAUCUUAAAAGUUGUAGCAAUACCAGGGAGGGCAUUGUUUCUGAUGUCUCACCAUGUUCAGGAAAAUUGGCUGGGAAUAAGCAAUCAUUUUUUGAUGAAGUAAAUAAAAGCAAGACCACAUUUCUAGAAAUUGGCAUUUCAACUGAAGAUGUUAGUAUGCUGAGUUCUCAAGUUAAUCUUCCUGCUUAACAGAGAAGACUGCUAUAAUUACUACCCAGAUAUCUGUAAAUUCUCAACCUGAAGCUUCAGGCAAGGAGUUCUCUCAGAUCAAGGAUUUCUUCCAUAGAAGGAAAUAAACUUUCUUCUUUUAAAAAUUGCAAGAUCACUCCUGCCCUUUCAAGCUUAAAAACUUCAAGGAGCUUUGGAGCUAACAGGGUUCUAACAACUGCUUUACACCAAAAAGAAACAAACUCCCUAGUAAGCUCUGGCCAAAGCAUGGACAAAUGGGGUAUUACAACAUCAAAGAAUGACCAUUCUAUUGACAGCAGUGACAAUCAGAAGUCCUCAACCCCAUUUUUGAAGAGGAAAACUAUUGAGGCUUCUGAUGCUGAUUUUACAUUGUUGAGGCCCCUAAAGUGCAUCUCCCAGUCUUCUCCUAGUAAAAGCAGAAGUUCUAAAGAAUCUUCAGAAGAAGUUGUUGGAGAGGUAGAGAGUAUGCCCAACAAUUUACUCUACAAUCAUUCAACCUCUGGACUUAAAAGUUCACCUGUGAUUAAAGUGACGGAAGUGGAAAUACAUGAUCCUUUACUCAUGGAAGAUAAUAACAAUGUUGAAAAGGCUGAAGCGUAUAUUAAAGAACUUGAGGAUAUUUGUAACAUGCUGAAAAAGAAGCAAGAUGAAGCAAAAGAAUUAUUAGUUCAAGCCAUUGUGAACGACAAUAACUUGCUGAUCCUUGACCAUCCCAUUCAUGAAGAAGAAAUUCGAAAGGUACAGAAGUUUGCUUCCCAGUUGAUGCCCAAGGGGAUUCAAACUAGAUCGGCUGAGGUACAGGAAAAAGGAAAAAAAGAAAAAAGAAAAGAAACUAGCUUUUCAUCCAAAGCCUUUUGCAUUUCUUUGAAAAUUCUAGUCAGACUUUCUUCUUGAGAACCAACGAUGAGGUUAACGAAAAUUUGGACUCUAUUGCACAAUGAGUGGCCAAAUUUAAAGAAAAACGAAGUGUAUAAUCCAUGAUUUUCUUCCUCAGACAUGGGUCAGCAGUCCAAUUGCUGAAAAGGGGGAAAGAAUCUCGCAAUUCUUCAGAUAAAAACAGAUUGUUGCUACUAGUUGUUGAAUGUAAAUAUUUUUCUAAAUUCUAAACUAUCGGACUGUAAGGCAUAACUAUGAUUCACAAAUUAACCCAUGAAUUGUUUCAGAAUGGGAGUUAAUCCUUUCAUCAACUCGCAUUCCCGCAAAGAAGGAAACAAAUCACCAAGAAGUAAAUGAGCAACCAUGUAUGACUGUAUGCUAAUUAGCUCUAGAUAAACUUCACAAAAAGACAUGAUUUAAACAGCUAAGCAAGCAUGCAUGUUAAUUAGCUCCAAAAUAAGUUUGACACAUUAGCCAUCAUUAACUGUGGGGACUCUUUCAAAGGUCGAAAGGCAACAGGGUGAGAAAUGGGGAUACUCGAUAAGACUAGCCCUUUUCUUUUUCGUAUACGACAUAGCAGCACACUCAUUAGGCAAAAGAUUGGCACUGGGGAGUUGAAUAAUGUGGUUGAGGAUUGAACACAACCGAUUUGACUCUAAUAGGUCCAAAAUGUAUCUUUUUUAGCACAUUUGUCCAAACAGAGUAUUUGUAUUUAGCUUACAAAAAGGACAAUAAAAGUUUUUGACGAUUAGGAAGUGCUCACAUAGAUACAAAAAUCAAUUGCACGACAGACUCAGACGAGUGUUUUUAUGUCCUUGCCUUCUUGGACUUCCACUUGGAUUACAAUAACAUAAAAUAAUGACUGCGAGCACCUGAUGCCUAUAUAUAUACAUGUUACCUCUUCACUAGGAUAUAAGUAACAAAUCUGUCAAGCAUUUUUCAAAAUCUUGAGAGGUAAAUGGCAAAACUGAGUUUCUGUUUCUGCACCUUACUCCUGUUGCUUUCAUUCUCCUUGUCCGAGACUCGCCCCCUGAGGAAUCAUGAUCCAUUUUCUUCUCAUUCCCACCCUAGCUCCCUCUUCUUUAGUAGUAUCAAGCACUACAUUUAUCCAGGAUCAGAAGGCAGCAGCCUAGCCAAGAAAAGUGUUAAGGUCUCUUACAGCAUUGGGUUCAGAAACAGCAAUGCAACAGGAAGCCAUUACUACCGACCCAAUCGAGUGAGUCCGGGAGGCCCAGAUGCACACCAUCACUUCAAAACAGUGAAUAAUACGCUAAAUUAAUUCUUGAAACUGAGUUUCAGUUAAUUUAGUUCUUCAAAUUUUAAAACUAUCACUUUAGUUAUUGAAAUUAAUCACUGGAGUCUUUGUUUUAAUAAUUUUUUCUAGGAUUUAUUAUUUGUUUGUUUCUAAACCUUCUAAGAUUUCUGUUUUUGGUUUUUAAAUUUUUUUUACUAGUUAAGAUCGCUUAAAGUAUUUUUCGUCCUUAUUUUUAAUCUCUUAAAGUAAGGAUAAAAAAAAAUUAAGCGACUAAAAUCAGUCAAAAAAAAUUAAAAGACUAAAAUAGAAAUCUUAAAAAGUUUAGGGAAAAAAUAGUAAACUUUUUUCUAUAAGCAAAAGAUUUUAUUAAUUUUUUGCUUAUAAAAAAAAAGAAUUAUUAAAACAAAGACUACAGUGAUUAAUUUCAAGAAUUACAAUGACGGUUUUUCAUAAUUUCAAGACUCAUUUGGUGUAUUAUGGUGAAAACAACUAUUAGUGGAGGGCAAGCUAGGGGAGAGAUGUUAGAUCUACUGUGUGUGUUUAAGUUUUGCUAGUAUGAAAUGACGAUUUAUAAUAAUGGAAAUAAAAAAAAUCCUUUCACAAAAUGACAUGAUCGUGUUACUAUGAGAAUAAAAACACAAACAAAAUUAUCAAUAAAAAAUACUCCAUUUAGCACCCUAAGGGUGGCAUGCGAUUCUUGUAAAAUAGGUGGAAGGAUUAUUUUGUUAGACCUUGUACGUUGUAACACGAAUCUCUUUGACUCCAAUAAAUAACAUAGUAGUAUUUCCUUUUGUA
This is a messenger RNA of Glycine soja, 5253 nucleotides long. RefSeq lists its product as uncharacterized. Bases 2574 to 3221 code for a protein of 215 amino acids. NCBI's taxonomy places the organism in Eukaryota, Viridiplantae, Streptophyta, Magnoliopsida, Fabales, Fabaceae. The transcript is spliced from 12 exons. The record is from RefSeq and is a predicted model, not a curated record.